Scatophagus argus is the source of this 2119-nucleotide messenger RNA. RefSeq names its product ethanolamine-phosphate phospho-lyase (gene etnppl). Lineage: Eukaryota; Metazoa; Chordata; Actinopteri; Scatophagidae. The transcript has 13 exons. The record is from RefSeq and is a predicted model, not a curated record. Gene Ontology annotation, cellular component: mitochondrion. The coding region runs from base 138 to 1628 and encodes 496 amino acids. Gene Ontology annotation, molecular function: pyridoxal phosphate binding; ethanolamine-phosphate phospho-lyase activity; transaminase activity.
ACUUCUGCUGGAGCAGAUGUAGCCUGGUGAAUCUGUGAGUCAGCGGGGAUUGACGUGUGUUUUCGUGCAUGUGUGCGUGAGUGUGAGUGAGUGUGUGUGUUUGUGUGUGUGUCGUACGCCAGCUGGACAACAUCAGGAUGUCAGCGGAAAAACUGGAGAAAAACAAGACGAUAUACUUGAGAAAGAAGCACAUUGGGCCAUCUUGUAAGAUUUUCUUCAGCCAUGACCCAAUCAAGAUUGUGCAAGCCAAAGGCCAGUAUAUGUAUGAUGAAAAAGGACAACGCUACUUGGAUUGCAUCAACAAUGUUGCUCAUGUGGGCCAUUGUCACCCGGACGUGGUGAAGGCAGGAGCUCAGCAGAUGGAAUUGCUCAACACCAACUCGCGUUUCUUGCACGACAACCUUGUGCUGUACGCCCAAAGGCUGCAGGCCACGCUGCCCGACAAGCUGUCUGUCUGCUUCUUCGUCAACUCGGGCUCUGAAGCCAACGACCUGGCGCUUCGUCUGGCAUGGCAGUACACAGGCCACAAAGAUAUCAUCACGUUGGAAAAUGCGUACCACGGCCACGUCUCAUCGCUCAUUGACAUCAGCCCUUAUAAGUUCCACCAGCUGUCAGAUGCUGAGCAGAACCAAUUUGUUCAUGUGGCUUCGAGCCCAGAUGUGUACAGAGGCAAAUACAGAGUGGACCACCCUGACCCCGCCACGGCAUAUGCAGAUGAAGUCAAAGAUAUAAUACACAGAGUCAAUGAAAAGGGAGGCAAGAUUGCCGCUUUUAUUGCUGAGUCACUUCAGAGUUGCGGUGGGCAGGUCAUUCCCCCUGUGGGCUACUUCCAGCAAGUGGCAGAACAUGUCCGCAAGGCAGGAGGAGUCUUCAUUGCUGAUGAAGUCCAGGUGGGCUUUGGCCGUGUUGGCACCCACUUCUGGGCUUUCCAGCUUCAGGGAGAUGACUUUGUGCCUGACAUUGUCACCAUGGGAAAGCCCAUCGGCAACGGCCACCCCAUGUCAUGUGUGGUGACGACCAAAGAGGUGGCAGAGGCCUUUGCAUUAUCCGGGAUGGAGUAUUUCAAUACAUUUGGCGGUAACCCAGUGUCGUGUGCCAUCGGUCUGGCCGUGCUAGACGUGAUUGUGAAAGAGGAUCUCCAGGGUAAUGCUCUGCGUGUGGGGCGAUACCUGACCAAUCUGCUGGAAAAGCAGAAAGAGAAGCAUCCACUGGUUGGAGACGUCAGGGGUUGUGGGCUCUUUGUUGGAUUGGAGCUUGUGAGGGACAGGAUGAAGCUCACUCCUGCUACAGCAGAAGCUCAAGAAGUCAUAUAUAAGCUAAAGGAACAGCACAUCCUUCUCAGUGCUGACGGACCACAUCGCAAUGUGCUGAAAUUUAAACCUCCCAUGUGCUUCAACACGGAGGACGCUGACCUGGUGGUGCAGAAGAUCGACCACAUUCUUACAGAGCUUGAGGAAGCCCAAGGCUUGAAGUUGCACAGCGCAUUGAAUGUAGAGAAUAACAGCAGCAAAAGAAAGCUGCCAACUGAUGAAAAUGGACACCAGUAUCACAGUGGGUUAGUACACAACAAAGGGAGCACAACAGGAGUUCCUCAAAAAACCAAAGAAACCAAACGUGUCAAGACAUAACGCUACGUACGAAUAGAGACAGCUGUGAAAUGAUAUCACCUGAUCUCAGAUAACCGUCAACAGACAGAAAUAAAUAGUGAUGUGUCUUAGUAUGAAACCAAAUGGGGACGUGAUAUACUGCAAAUCUAUCUCAGGUUUUUGUUUUUGUUUUUAAUUGAGAAUCAAGCAUUUGUUCAACAUGUGUAUUAUGGUUUCACUUCAUUGUUUUAAAAAAAAUUAUCUUGAUUGCGUAGAAGUUAUCCUGCUAGAUAAGUUGGAUAUUCUUUUUUUAAUUUUUGCCAACAUUUACUUGACCAUGACUUUCAGGGAAUCAGUAUUUUAAUAAAUCAGAAACUCUUCUGUCAAAACAUUCAAUUGUGUUAUAAUGUGACUUUAGCAUUAAAACAGUUUUUACUGAUUUAUACACAUUGCUCACUGUAGUUGGAAAUCAGGAGUACCAGUACAGUCUGUGGUGAAUCUAUCCAUAUUGAAUAAAAUACUUUAUGAAUAUA